Colletotrichum karsti is the source of this 960-nucleotide messenger RNA. RefSeq lists its product as uncharacterized. The transcript has a single exon. The record is from RefSeq and is a predicted model, not a curated record. The coding region runs from base 1 to 960 and encodes 319 amino acids. NCBI's taxonomy places the organism in Eukaryota, Fungi, Ascomycota, Sordariomycetes, Glomerellales, Glomerellaceae.
AUGGAGUUCGAAAACGAAAACCUCUGGAUUCAGAUUCACCCGUCUGCAGCCACGCGAUCUCUACCCAGAGAAAUCGUUCUGCUCAUCCUUGACUCCGUCGUCGCCCAGGCCGUUGAAGAUGCCUGGCCAGUAGCACUGACGGUCAGCGAGGGCCAUAUCGAGCAUACCGACUGCAGGUUCCUUGUCGCAGUCGACUACCAUGUAGCGCAAAGGAUCGACAGCAUAGAGGAGCGAUUCAGAGAAUGCCUCCGGACGCCUCUGGAGAUCAACAAACACUCGCGCGCUCUCACGCGGACGCACUUUCUCCCUUACCCCAUGAAAGGAUAUCGUGGAGACCCGAUCCUGGGCUGGAUCUGCCCCAGCAUCGACCGCUUCUACCUCCAGAUCGAAAACAUGGACCGGGUGAUGAUGAGCAUGGUGCGCCACCACAACUUCACCGACCUCCCCUCGACCAGCAAGAUCCAGCGGGCCAUCGAGAACCCGUCGCCCGUCGACGUCGAGCUGGUGCAGGGCAUGCGAAUCGUGCACGGCUACCGCAAAACCCUGUUCUCGCAGUCUACUGACUGGGCGCAGGCGGAUCUCGAGGUGAUAUUCUCGCUGCCCAACCUGCGGGAGCUCCAUAUCGACGCCGGCGAUAAGAGCCACUCCCUGAGUGACUUUCGCCAAGAGCCGUCUUCCUACGAAGGGCUGCGGCCGAUCGACUCAUUUACUUUUCCGGAUUUGGCGGAGCACAUUUUGGUUGAAGGCAAUUCAUUCGAGAGAUGGGCGCUCAAGGCCGAGGAGAAGGGCGCCAGGAUCCUGGGCAUCGAGAAGGGCAGCGUGUUCUUCCCUCGGAAGUUCAUCGAGCUGCUUUGGACCCCCGAAGGCACGAGGAUAAAGUUCAUUCCUCCCGAAAAGUUACAUGAAAAACAUGUUCCCAUGUACGAUUCAGAUGGGUAUGAUUACGAAGCGUCCGACUGA